AAAAUUUCCUUCCUUCUCCCUCCCCGAGGCAACCGCCCCGACCACUCAAAUGCUGCCGACAACCGCCACGGCCUCCGCGCCGCCGCCUCCCGCGGCCGGCGCCCCCGCCUCCUCGGGCGAGCCGCACGCCGCCCUGCUCCUGGCGCUGGGCCACAUGCGGCUGCGCGAGCUGCUGGCCUGCGCGCGCGCGUGCCGCGGCCUCCGCGACGCCGUCGCGGGGGACCCGCUCCUGUGGCGGCGCCUCGCCGUGGAGCCGCCGCUCAGCCACCGGAUCACGGACGAGGCGCUCCUCGCGCUGGCGGACAGGGCGGGCGGGCGGCUCCGCUCGCUCCACCUCCUCGGGUGCCCCCGCGUCUCCGACGCCGGCCUGCUCCGCGUCGUCCAGCGCAACCCCGGCGUCACCGAGCUCUUUGUGCCCAGAUGUACAGGAUUAACUGCUGAUGGUCUGGUGAAAAUUAUUCAGUUUCUUCAUGAGUGCAAAGGCAAUCUCAAUCGUGUUCGACUCCAUGGCAUCUGCAAGAUGACUAAACACCAUCUCGAUGUUAUCAACUCUCUCAUAUGCAGAAGCAGCCAACCAGAUGCCCAAGCACUCUACUACAACCAUAGAGUCCAUGAAGUGCUGAACACCGAUGACAGUCGUCCCAUUGAUGUAGAUGUGUGCCCAUUGUGCAGAAAUGUCAGGCUGGUGUUUGAUUGUACAAGGAAGGACUGUAGGGAACUGAAGGAUGGCUGGUCCCACUGUCGAGGCUGCUUCUUUUGUGUUGCUAGAUGCGAAACAUGUGGUGGGUGCAUCGACCUUGAGGAGCUCGGUGAGACUGGACUAGCCUGCUCUGACUUCCUGUGUAUGGACUGCUGGCUCAAGCUCCCAAAAUGCUCCACAUGUAAUCGUCCCUACUGCGAGAGGCAUUCAAAUUUGAAAGAAAAUUUAUCAUCGUCUGGCCAGUUCACCUGUCAAGAAUGCACAGCGUUCGCUACCUCACUCGAAAGUCUGGGAGAUGGUGAUUAGAAGUCAAAGAAUGAAGCUAUGCCCUCUUGGUAGUGAAUAUUCGGUUAUUUGAUAUGUGACUGGCUAUCCUUUGACAGCCUUUCUUAUUGACCAUGUCAUAACGUGUGGAGCUUAUGAGACUAAAUCGAUGAACUAGAAGCUCAAUAACAUAUUGCUCUCGUCAAACAAAGUGGGUGCAGACUUGAUCGGUCUUGUUCGUGCAACUUGUCUGAAUGACAGUAGCGCGCGCCAGGUCACCGUUACCACUGGGCACAAUGUGAACGACAUGGGUGUCCAAGGAGACCAGCAAACUUUAUUUACUAAUAAUAUUUUGGUCCCUUUGUCCAAUGUUUAAGAGUCGUGUACUCACUGGAACAUGCAUCUAGAAAUGUACGCUGGCAAUAAAUUUUACCGCCGGGACAGUUGUCACUGUAAAUGUUUUCAGUGUUGAUUCUGAUCUUUUGCCCAGUUCACACUUUCAAAAUCA
This is a messenger RNA of Panicum hallii, 1472 nucleotides long. Its product is annotated as F-box protein SKIP28-like. The record is from RefSeq and is a predicted model, not a curated record. Gene Ontology annotation, molecular function: protein binding. Bases 50 to 1006 code for a protein of 318 amino acids. The transcript has 3 exons. NCBI's taxonomy places the organism in Eukaryota, Viridiplantae, Streptophyta, Magnoliopsida, Poales, Poaceae. Gene Ontology annotation, cellular component: cytoplasm.